GCUCUCUUCCUCAGAUCAAGAAAAAACCUUACAUUUAUACCUUUUUUCACUGUUCUCGUUUAAUUACCUUUUGAACAUCUCUUCACUGCAGUUUUGCUUUCAUUCUGUUUUUUCUCUUCAGAUUUUGAAGAUUCAGUUUGGUUUUCUCUUCUCUUUCGGUUCUUCGAUUCAGCUAAUAGGUGUGUAACUCGAAACCUAGGGUUUUGUCGAUUGUAAAUUGAAUUGAAUUAAGCAAACGGAUCCGCUUAUUCAAAGCAACCAUGGCAAACCGUACGGACCCUGCGGCGAAGAGCAUAAGGGGGACAAACCCUCAAAACCUGGUAGAGAAAAUUGUACGAUCAAAGAUAUACCAAAAUACGUACUGGAAGGAACAGUGUUUUGGGUUGACGGCGGAGACACUGGUUGACAAGGCAAUGGAGCUGGACCACAUCGGCGGAACUUACGGCGGCAACCGGAAGCCCACUCCCUUUAUGUGCCUUGUUAUGAAAAUGCUCCAAAUCCAACCAGAAAAAGAUAUCGUCGUUGAAUUCAUCAAAAACGACGAUUACAAGUAUGUUAGAGUUCUGGGAGCUUUUUACCUACGUCUGACUGGGAUUGAUUCUGAUAUUUAUCGUUAUUUAGAGCCUCUGUACAAUGAUUAUCGGAAAGUAAGGCUAAAAUCUCCCGAGGGAAAUUUUACCUUGACUCAUGUGGACGAGGUUAUUGAUGAACUUCUCACUAAAGAUUAUUCUUAUGAUAUUGCUCUGCCGCGCAUUAAGAAAAGAUGGACUCUUGAAUCACUUGGUGCACUUGAUGCAAGAAAAAGUGUGUUGGAAGAUGAUUUUGAGGAAGAGGAAGAGAAGGAUGAGAACGAGCAAGAUGAUUUAGAAGAGGAGGUGGCUCAUGAAAAGGAUUAUUACCAAACCAGAAGCCCCGCAAGAGAGAGAGACAGAGAUCGGAGACGUGACAGUCAUAGACACAGUGUUGUUUCUUUCCCUUUUCACAGAGAUCGGGAUUAUGAAAGAGAUAGAGAUUAUGAUAGAGAACGGGGACGUGGCCGAGACAGAGAUAGGGAUAGAGAGAGGGACAGAGACAGGGAUAGGGAUCGGUAUCGCUUGAGAGAGGAAAAGGAUUAUGGUCGAGAGAGGGAGCGAGAUAGAGAAAGGGAAGGUAGGGAGCGUGAUAGGCGAGACAGGGAUCGAGGCAGACGAAGGAGCCAUUCAAGAAGCCGUAGUAGGAGUAAGGACCGCAAGAGACAUGCUCGCAGUAGCAUUAGUCCUAGAAGGCAUGAACCUGAGGAUGGUAGUGCUCGAGAAGAGCCAAAGAAGAAGAAGGAAAAGAAUGAAAAGAAGGAUGAUGGAACAGACCACCCCGAUCCAGAGAUUGCUGAAGCCAACAGGAUCCGAGCAUCCCUUGGUUUGAAACCAUUGAAAUUAUAAGCAUGAUAGAUUUUUGACGUGGCUACAUUAACUGUUAUAUUUUAUGAAGGCUUAUUGGUGGUGUUAUCUUCUUAUCUAGUGUAAAAGCACAGUACUGUAUUUACCCAGAUGGUAGCUAUUUUACUAUUAUUUUUUCUUUGCAGCAAACUCCGUUUUUGUAACUUAGCAGCUUGCCAAGAAAUUGUGGUGUGAAAAUUGUUAGAUUCACCUUCCAAGACAAUGUAGAAGGCAGCAAAUAAAAAGUAACUUUGGAAAGUAAUUUGAAUUUGCUUUAUUAUAGAAAAUUCUUAGGAUGCGAUGAAUGCAAAUAUUAUGUAUAAAUUUGUAAAGAGAGAAUUUACUUUUUCUUUUGAUAAAAAAGAGAUUUCAUUAAUCACAUAAGUUAGAGUCUAUGAUAAUGGUAUCGUGUAACUAGAAGGGUAUCCCCCUAUCCAGUAUCUAAUCACCCAUCAGCUCAAGUGCAUGCCUUGCAUGUUUAUGAGCAGCUUGGACGCCAUGUGUGUUCCACUUUGAAAUAGCUACACCUUGUGUGUUUCACUCUGAAAUAGCUACAGCUCUGUGUUGAACAACUGCACAAAGGGUAGAUUUGGUAUCUCACUAUAAUUUUUAUACAUUGAAUCAGAUAAUGAAUUUUAUAUGGAUAAAAAAUCCCUCAAAUCUAGUUUCUAAAUUUUCAAACGAAUAUGGAUUUGGAGUUGUGCUGAAGCAAAGAACAAAGCCAAUGCUGACAAGGCAGCAGCAUCAA
Messenger RNA from Durio zibethinus, 2163 nucleotides. Its product is annotated as PRP38 family protein. Lineage: Eukaryota; Viridiplantae; Streptophyta; Magnoliopsida; Malvales; Malvaceae. The record is from RefSeq and is a predicted model, not a curated record.